This is a messenger RNA of Miscanthus lutarioriparius, 1770 nucleotides long. The record is from the annotation of a GenBank genome assembly. NCBI's taxonomy places the organism in Eukaryota, Viridiplantae, Streptophyta, Magnoliopsida, Poales, Poaceae.
AUGUCAUCCGCCGCGGGCGGGUACGGCGGCGGCACGGGGAGAGGCGCCGAGCCCCACUGCCACGGCCACGGCGACUUCAUGCUGCACCACCAUGCACAGCACGUCGCCGCGCAGCAGCUCUACCACGUGCCGCAGCACAGCCGCCGCGAGAAGCUGCGGUUCCCCCCGGACGACUCGCCACCGCACUACUCCGCUUCCGCCCCGCAGCAGCAGCAGCACGCCGGGGUAGCCUGGCCGCCACCGGCGUUCUACUCCUACGCGUCCUCCUCCACGUCGUCCUACUCCCCGCACAGACCCACGCUGGCGCAGGCACAGCUCGUCGUGGCGCCCGGCCUCGCCCCGCCGCUCUCGUCGCAGAUCCCGACGCAGAACUUCGCGCUCUCGCUCUCGUCCUCGUCCUCGAACCCACCCCCCGCGCCCCCGCAGCCGAGGAGGGCGCACGCCGCGCCCUCGGCGCCCUUCGGGCCCUUCACUGGCUACGCGGCCGUGCUGGGGCGCUCCCGUUUCCUCGUCCCUGCGGAGAAGCUGCUCGAGGAGAUCUGCGACGUCGGGGGCGCCGCCUCGCACGUGGACCGCAGCACCUCCGACGAGGGCCUGCUCGACGCUGAUCCGAUGGAAGCCAUCGAUCACGACAUGGACGGCGGCCACCGCGCCGCCUCGGAUUCUGAUCCAAUCUCCGGCGCCGAGCAGCAGUGGAAGAAGACUAGGCUCAUCUCCAUGAUGGAAGAGGUUUGCAAGAGGUAUCGGCUGUACUACCAGCAGGUUCAGACGGUGAUCAACUCGUUCGAGACCGUCGCCGGGUUCAGCAACGCAGCCCCGUUCGCGGCGAUGGCGCUGAGAGCCAUGGCGAAGCACUUCAAGUGCCUGAAGAGCAUGAUACUGAGCCAGCUGCGCAACACCACCAAGGCCGCUGCCGGCAAGGAGGGCCUCAGCAAGGACAUCGUCAUGUUCGGGCUUGCUGGCGGCAGCGCGGCCGCCCUCCAGAGAGCUAGCAGCGUAGCUGCCUUCGGCCACGGCCAGCCGCACAACAUCUGGCGGCCACAGAGAGGGCUGCCGGAGCGCGCAGUGUCUGUCCUCCGGGCUUGGCUCUUCGAACACUUCCUGCACCCAUAUCCAACUGAUGGAGACAAGCAAAUGCUUGCUAAACAGACGGGUUUAACACGGAACCAGGUAUCAAACUGGUUUAUUAAUGCAAGGGUUCGUCUUUGGAAGCCAAUGGUGGAAGAAAUCCACAACCUCGAGAUGAGACAGGUGCACAAACACCCUGUUCUCGACAAGGGCCAGCACGCGUUGCAUCACCAAACCCAGCAUUCGUCCGAGAGCAGUGGAAAGCCCUCUGAUCCUUCCGACUCUCAGCUCGGCCAAAGCAGCAGCAUCACUAGGAACCACAACAUCCCUGCGUCCCAGGGCUUUGCAGAUGAGCUCUCCGAGAUGUCCCACUCUAUUCAGCAGAGACAGGUAACCUUUGCAUACAAUCGGCUGUCGACGCCACACCACAGCCUCGCUUCAUCACAGCACCACCAGCAGGCAGGGCCAAUGAGCAGCAUUGGUGGUACAGGCACCGGUGGCGUCUCCCUCACCCUUGGUCUCCACCAGAAUAACAGAGUCUGCAUGGCCGAGCCGCUCCCGGCGUCCCUCCCUCCCAACCUUGCUCACCGCUUCGGGCUGGAGGAGAUCAGCGACCCCUACAUGAUGGGCUCUUUCGGAAACCAGGACCGGCAUUUCGGCAAGGAGAUCGGUGGCCAUUUGGUUCAUGAUUUUGUUGGCUGA